AAUGCACUUUCUGCAACCGGAAGUUGAUGUCCGUAAAUGGCGGAGGUCCGGUAAACACAAAGUUGGAUACCGACGGCGACGGUACGCCAGACUAUCUGGAUUUUGAUGACGACAACGACGGCGUACCCGACGAAAACGAUCGCGAUGAUGACGGCGAUGGUAUUCCGGACGAUAAAGAGGACUACGAUUCCAAGUUGGACGAGGUCGACGAGUACUUGGAGACGUACGAAUCCUUGCUCGCAGAGCGGGCAGAUUCCCAGGAUGAUGCGGGGAACGAUGUAGAGGAUGUUGAAGGGGAUGGCACCAUCGAUGUUGACGUGCAGAGAAAUCAGCACGGCGGCUCUGACAUGCCUGAUAUGCUGGAACGGGAUACGGAUGGGGAUGGUAUUCCCGACCAUCUUGACGACGACGACGACGGGGAUGGUAUACCGGACAGUGAGGAUAAAGAUGACGAUGGGGAUGGAAUUCCUGACGAGAAAGAAAUUGAUUCUGAUGGUGAUGGUGUACCUGAUCAUCUAGACGAUGAUGAUGAUAAUGAUGGUAUUCCGGAUAGUCAGGAUAAUGACGAUGAUGGGGAUGGUAUUCCCGAUGAUAAGGAAAAAGACACAGAUGGUGAUGGUAUUCCAGAUCAUUUAGAUGAUGAUGAUGAUAAUGAUGGUAUUCCGGAUAGUCAGGAUAAUGACGAUGAUGGGGAUGGUAUUCCCGAUGAUAAGGAAAAAGACACAGAUGGUGAUGGUAUUCCCGAUCAUCUAGAUGAUGAUGAUGAUAAUGAUGGUAUUCCGGAUAGUCAGGAUAAAGACGAUGAUGGGGAUGGUAUUCCGGAUGAUCAGGAAGUAGAUACAGAUGGUGAUGGUAUUCCUGAUCAUUUAGAUGAUGAUGACGAUAAUGAUGGUAUUCCGGAUAGUCAGGAUAAUGACGAUGAUGGUGAUGGUAUUCCCGAUGAUCAGGAAAAGGACACAGAUGGUGAUGGUAUUCCAGAUCAUUUGGAUGAUGAUGAUGAUAAUGAUGGUAUUCCGGAUAAUCAGGAUAAUGACGAUGAUGGUGAUGGUAUUCCGGAUGAUCAGGAAGUAGAUACAGAUGGUGAUGGUAUUCCUGAUCAUUUAGAUGAUGAUGAUGAUAAUGAUGGUAUUCCGGAUAGUCAGGAUAAUGAUGAUGAUGGUGAUGGUAUUCCCGAUGAUCAGGAAAAGGACACAGAUGGUGAUGGUAUUCCAGAUCAUUUGGAUGAUGAUGAUGAUAAUGAUGGUAUUCCGGAUAGUCAGGAUAAUGACGAUGAUGGGGAUGGUAUUCCGGAUGAUCAGGAAAAGGACACAGAUGGUGAUGGUAUUCCUGAUCAUUUAGAUGAUGAUGACGAUAAUGAUGGUAUUCCGGAUAGUCAGGAUAAUGAUGAUGAUGGUGAUGGUAUUCCCGAUGAUCAGGAAAAAGACACAGAUGGUGAUGGCAUUCCCGAUCAUCUAGACGAUGAUGAUGAUAAUGAUGGUAUUCCGGAUAGUCAGGAUAAUGAUGAUGAUGGUGAUGGUAUUCCCGAUGAUCAGGAAAAGGACACAGAUGGUGAUGGUAUUCCAGAUCAUUUGGAUGAUGAUGAUGAUAAUGAUGGUAUUCCGGAUAGCCAGGAUAAUGACGAUGAUGGGGAUGGUAUUCCCGAUAAUCAGGAAGUAGAUACUGAUGGUGAUGGUAUUCCAGAUCAUUUAGAUGAUGAUGAUGAUAAUGAUGGUAUUCCGGAUAGUCAGGAUAAUGAUGAUGAUGGUGAUGGUAUUCCCGAUGAUCAGGAAAAGGACACAGAUGGUGAUGGUAUUCCAGAUCAUUUGGAUGAUGAUGAUGAUAAUGAUGGUAUUCCGGAUAGUCAGGAUAAUGACGAUGAUGGUGAUGGUAUUCCCGAUGAUCAGGAAAAAGACACAGAUGGUGAUGGCAUUCCUGAUCAUCUAGACGAUGAUGAUGAUAAUGAUGGUAUUCCAGAUAGUCAGGAUAAUGAUGAUGAUGGUGAUGGUAUUCCGGAUGAUAAGGAAAAAGACACAGAUGGUGAUGUUAUUCCAGAUCAUUUAGAUGAUGAUGAUGAUAAUGAUGGUAUUCCGGAUAGUCAGGAUAAGGAUGAUGAUGGUGAUGGUAUUCCGGAUGAUCAGGAAAAGGACACAGAUGGUGAUGGUAUUCCAGAUCAUUUGGAUGAUGAUGAUGAUAAUGAUGGUAUUCCGGAUAGUCAAGAUAAGGAUGAUGAUGGGGAUGGUAUUCCCGAUGAUCAAGAAGUAGACACGGAUGGUGAUGGUAUUCCCGAUCACCUAGACGAUGAUGAUGAUAAUGAUGGUAUUCCGGAUAGUCAGGAUAAGGAUGAUGAUGGUGAUGGUAUUCCCGAUGAUCAGGAAAAGGACACAGAUGGUGAUGGUAUUCCAGAUCAUUUGGAUGAUGAUGAUGAUAAUGAUGGUAUUCCGGAUAGUCAGGAUAAUGACGAUGAUGGGGAUGGUAUUCCCGAUAAUCAGGAAGUAGAUACUGAUGGUGAUGGUAUUCCAGAUCAUCUAGACGAUGAUGAUGAUAAUGAUGGUAUUCCGGAUAGUCAGGAUAAUGAUGAUGAUGGGGAUGGUAUUCCCGAUAAUCAGGAAGUAGAUACAGAUGGUGAUGGCAUUCCAGAUCAUUUGGAUGAUGAUGAUGAUAAUGAUGGUAUUCCUGAUAGUCAGGACAAUACCAAUAACGAGCCUGAUUACCUAGAAAAAGAUACUGAUGGUGACGGAAUACCAGAUUACUUAGACGAUGAUAUUGAUGGUGAUGGUAUUCCAAAUGACAAAGACGAAGAUGACGAUGGGGAUGGUAUCCCGGAUAAGGAGGAGGAUUCGGAUGGUGAUGGUAUACCAGAUUACAUCGACGAAGACGACGACGGAAAUGGUAUCCCAGAUCACUUGGAAAACGAUACCGAUGGUGAUGGUAUUCCAGAUUAUCUUGACAAUGAUAUUGAUGGGGAUGGUAUCCCGAAUGACCAAGACAAUGAUGAUGAUGGUGAUGGUAUACCUGAUAACUGGGAAGGAGACAGCGAUGGAGAUGGUAUCCCAGAUUACCAGGAAGAUACUGACGGGGAUGGUAUUCCGGACUACUUGGAUGAUGAUAUUGAUGGUGAUGGUAUUCCUAAUGAAGAUGACGAAGACGAUGAUGGGGAUGGUAUUCCCGACAGUUGGGAGAGGGACAGUGAUGGUGAUGGUGUUCCUGACUAUAAGGAAGACACUGAUGGUGACGGCGUGCCAGAUUAUUUGGACGAUGAUAUCGAUGGUGAUGGUAUUCCAAACGAUCAGGAUGAAGAUGACGACGGUGAUGGUAUACCGGAUCACUUAGAAAAAGAUACGGAUGGUGACGGUGUGCCAGAUUUUUUAGACGAUGACGUCGACGGAGAUGGUAUCCCUAACGAUCAAGACGACGACGACGAUGGUGAUGGUAUUCCCGAUUCACAGGAAGAUGAAGAUGGUGAUGGUAUUCCUGACCACCUGGAUGAUGACGAUGAUGGGGAUGGAAUUCCCGAUCACCUGGAGGGCGAUAGUGAUGGUGAUGGUGUGCCCGACUACCUGGAAGACGCGGAUGGGGAUGGGGUCCCUGAUUAUCUGGAUGAUGAUAUUGAUGGUGAUGGUAUUCCUAAUGCUCAGGAUGACGAUGAUGACGGAGAUGGUAUACCCGAUGGUUGGGAAGGGGACAGCGAUGGGGAUGGAAUACCAGAUUAUCAAGAGGACACGGAUGGUGAUGGUAUCCCGGAUUAUUUAGAUGAUGACAUUGAUGGCGAUGGUAUUCCAAAUGAUAAAGACGACGACGAUGAUGGGGAUGGUAUCCCGGAUGUGUUGGACAAAGAUUCGGAUGGUGAUGGUAUACCUGAUUAUUUAGAAGAUACGGAUGGUGAUGGUAUACCUGAUCACUUAGAUGACGAUAUUGAUGGUGAUGGAAUUCCGAACGACCUGGAUGAGGAUGAUGAUGGGGAUGGUAUAUCCGAUGAGAUGGAAAAAGAUACGGACGGAGACGGCGUGCCUGAUUAUUUAGACGACGAUGAUGAUGGUGAUGGUAUACCGGACCAUCUAGAAGUUGAUACAGAUGGUGAUGGUAUCCCAGAUUACAAAGACGACGAUAUAGACGGGGAUGGUAUACCGAACGACCAAGAUGAAGACGACGACGGAGAUGGUAUUCCGGACGUCUUGGAAAAAGACACGGAUGGUGAUGGUAUCCCAGACUACCUCGACAACGACGACGACGGCAACGGAAUUCCGGAUAAUUUAGAGGUAGACACGGAUGGUGAUGGGAUCCCUGAUUAUCUAGAUGACGACGAUGAUAACGAUGGUAUCCCCGAUAGCUUGGACGACGAUGAUGAUGGUGAUGGUAUACCCGACAAUCUGGAAACCGACACAGACGGAGAUGGAAUACCCGAUUUACUCGACGACGAUGACGAUAAUGAUGGCGUCCCGGACCAUCUCGACGAUGACCAAGAUGGUGAUGGUAUUCCGGACGUGUAUCAGGUAGACACGGAUGGGGAUGGUAUCCCGGAUUAUCUAGACGACGACGACGACAAUGAUGGAAUACCAGAUUCACAAGACAACGAUGACAACAACAACGGCAUCCCCGACGACCAGGAGGUCGAUACAGACGGGGAUGGUAUUCCCGAUUACAUAGACGAUGACGACGAUAAUGAUGGUAUUCCUGAUUACAUCGACGACGACGCUGACGGAAAUGGUGUUCCGGAUUUUCAAGAAAUCGACACAGACGGCGAUGGUAUUCCGGACUACAUCGACGAAGACGACGACAACGAUGGUAUUCCUGAUAGCCUGGAUGAUGACGAUGAUGGCGAUGGUAUUCCGGACAGUCAGGAAAUCGAUUCGGAUGGAGAUGGUAUCCCCGAUAAUUUAGACGAUGACGACGACAAUAACGGAAUAAAAGACCAUCUUGAAAAAGACACGGAUGGUGAUGGAAUACCAGACUAUCUUGAUGACGAUGAUGACAACGAUGGCAUUCCCGAUGACUUGGAUGACGACGACGAUGGAGAUGGUAUUCCGGAUCAGUUAAAGACUCUGGAUUUAAAUAAGAAUAGUAUCCCCGAUUAUCAAGAAAUCGAUACCGAUAGCGACGGCAUUCCUGAUUAUUUAGACGACGAUGACGAUAACGAUGGUAUACCUGAUGACCUAGACGACGAUGAUGAUGGUGAUGGUAUCCCAGACGAUCAGGAAAUCGACACGGAUGGUGAUGGUGUUCCAGAUUACCUCGACGAUGAUGAUGACAAUGAUGGUAUCCCAGACGAUGAAGAUGCGGAUGCGGAUGGUGAUGGUAUUCCAGAUGAUGAAGAAGAUGACACCGACGGUGAUGGGGUCCCAGAUUAUCUAGACGACGAUGACGAUAACGACGGAGUCCCUGAUUCGAAGGACACAGACAAAGACGGAAAUGGAAUACCAGACUUCAUGGAAAAAGACACCGAUGGAGAUGGGAUCCCAGACUAUUUAGAUGACGACGACGACAACGAUGGAAUUCCGGAUUUCUUAGACAACGAUGACGACGGUGACGGUAUACCAGAUGACAAGGAAGAUUUCGACGGAGAUGGAAUUCCCGAUCAUUUAGACGAUGACGCCGAUGGAGAUGGUAUCCCGGAUAAACUUCCAGACUCUGAUGGUGAUGGUAUUCCCGAUAUAAGAGACGACGACGACGAUAACGACGGCAUUCCAGACGCUCAGGAAGACACAGAUGGUGAUGGUAUACCUGAUUAUAUGGACGACGAUGCGGAUGGUGAUGGUAUAUUGGACAAAGAGCAGGACUCUGAUGGUGAUGGUAUUCCGGAUCAUUUGGACGAUGACGACGACAACGAUGGCAUUCCAGACAGCAUCGAUAAGGACGAUGAUGGUGAUGGUAUACCUGAUGGUCAAGACAAGGGCAAGUGCGAUAAGACGAGCUGCCCACAAAAACCGAUUAAAAAACCGAGCAAGAAGAAAAGCCUGGCCAAAGAGCAAGCCACUUUUUGGAUCCGUAUAAAAAACGCCCUGAAGAAAAUGAUGGCAGCGGCCCUUCACCAAGAACAGGGACAGACCACAGAAAAACCACCUCCACCCCCUCCAGCUAAGCAGAAACCUCACGAGCAAAAGUACGAUCUUGUUGAUGUCGUUAAGAAUUUUAUCUGGGGCAAGCCAAAGGAUGCUGCUGAUGACGACGACGAUGACGACGACGAUGAUAAGAAAUCAGAGGGUAAAAAAGAAGGAAAAGAUGACGAUGAUGAUAAAAACGACGAACUACCUGACACGCCUAUUAAAGUUGUCCACGCGAAGGUCAAACAGCCACCACCAAAGGGUGUUAAACUCACCAUCCCCACCCCAACCCAGAAGCUCCAGGUCGAGAAGAAAAUGGCGGCUAAAUCAGUCAACGCAGGCGUCUUGAAACAAGCGGCGUUGAAAUCGGCGGAGGAGGCCAAGAGGAAAGCCCAAGCCCUUAAAGACAACUCGGCAAAACUAAAGCUUACACCACAGCAGAUGCAGCAGCUUCAGCAGCAACACAAGCAACAGGCACUGAAACAGCAGCAAGCGAAGAGCACCUCACCUCCCAAACAAAACACACCACCCCCAAAACAAAACACACCACCACCAAAACAAAGCGCCACACCUAAAAAAGAACCAGUGAAACAAUCCCCUCCCGUACAAAAGCAACAGCCACCCAAGCCCACCCAGAAGCCCCAGCCCACUAAACAAGCUGCUCCUCCCACAAAACAAGACCAACCAAAAUCGGCUACCGUUAAAAAAGUCGAACCCGUAAAGCAGACCCCACAUUUGAAGAAAACAGAAACAACAAAGCAGGCGGUACCUACUAAAUCCCAAGAACCUACGAAACAAACAAACAACGCUAAGCAACAGACAAAAAAGAAAACGGAAUUAUAACUUGACCUUAGAUGCCUGUAUUGAUGUCCAUGGUGUAGAAAAAGCCGAAGUAGUGCUGGCUAACACUGAUAUUACCCAAUAGAUUGCCAUCAACAUUCCAACACUAUUCAGGACAAAAUUAAAAACCAAAAUGGUUUAACAAAAAGAUGUGAUGCUCGGAAAGUGUUGCGUAUCAAGAGUGCGUAUUUAUAUAAGUGUGUUGCAAAAAUAUUUUGUUGUUUUUUUGUUGGGAAAUGUAACUUAUGGGCAAAUUCAGAUAGAAUCUAUAUAUUUUUUAAAUGACGGGCAAAUUUGGAAUUGUGUUGAUGCUUUACAGUAUUUUAGGUGUUGUAAUUUUCUCAAAUUUUCUAAAUAAUUUUACUAGUUUCAACGUCUUUCGAAUGUAACCAAUUCUCUUAUGAUUGGACACUAAUGAAUUUCGAUGUGUUUUUUUAUAUUACUUAAAACAUCUUUCGUAAAGCUAACACUGUGAUGUAUAUUGUCGGACACCUCUUUUAUCUUCUCCACUGUUUGUUACUAUGGCCAAAUUUUUUAUUAAAGAUAAUGGCCAGAUUUUUCAAGGUGCUCAUUUUAAAUCUUUUACCGGUACUAUAAUUCUGAUCAAUUGUGAAUGUUUUUUUUUUCUUUAGGAAUUAAAGUUCUACUUAAUCCGUCCAUUGACCUUCUAUAAAGAAAAGCAUAUCAAAUGGAAAUGUAAAAACCUAUCAAAAUGAGAUGGUAGAUACUAGAUACUUAUAUGGAUAGGUCACUAAAAGAUGUACUCAAUUUUUUUAUUUUUAAAUCCUAACUGUAAUUAAUUUUUUAAAAUAUAUAUUAGAGGCCUACAUAAAAUUCUGUUAAAACUCACAGAAAUAUUGCCCAAAAGUACUCAAUUCCCCCC
This is a messenger RNA of Physella acuta, 7740 nucleotides long. RefSeq lists its product as uncharacterized. Gene Ontology annotation, molecular function: calcium ion binding. Lineage: Eukaryota; Metazoa; Mollusca; Gastropoda; Physidae. The record is from RefSeq and is a predicted model, not a curated record. Gene Ontology annotation, biological process: cell adhesion.